GGGCCCAAAGGGGGGAACGAACGGAAACCCCACCACAUCAACCGGUGCUCGGCAGAUCGGCGUUUCUCGAUGCCGCCGGCGCAGGCGCCCUCCGGCGGCGGCGCCGCGUGGCGCCGCCUGCUGCUGCUCCUGACGGUCCUCCCGCUCACGCUCGCCGCUCUGGCCUUCGUGCUCCAGUGGCGCGGCAGCGGCGUCGACGACCCGACCGCGCGCUGGCCCCCGCACGCCUUCCCCGGCAAGGCCGCGCCCGCCCGGCUGUCCCUCCCAUCGUCAGACUGCAGGGACGUCCUCGUUGGCUCCUCCACCCCCUCCUUCCCUUACCUCCGCGGCUGGUCCUUCCCCUCCGACUCGGGCUCGCCCAAGGUGUGCGUGCAGACGAGCACCUCCGCGGGGCUUGAGCAGAUCCUGCCCUGGCUCUUCUAUCACAAGGUCGUUGGUGUCGCGCAGUUCCUGCUCUUCGUGGAGGGGAGGGCGGCCAAACCCAAUGUCGCCGGAGUCCUCGAGUCUAUUCCUGGCGUAAAAGUGGUGUACAGAACAAAGGAUCUUGAGGAGCAGCAGGCGAGGAGUCGAAUCUGGAAUGAGACUUGGCUUUCAGGCUUUUUCUACAAACCUUGCAACUAUGAACUCUUUGUGAAGCAAUCACUCAACAUGGAGAUGGCUAUUGUAAUGGCUCGGGAUUAUGGCAUGGAUUGGAUCAUUCAUCUUGACACUGAUGAAUUACUAUACCCUGGUGGAGCUUCUGAGUAUUCUGUUAGGCAUUUGUUAGCUGAGGUCCCUCAUGAUGUCGACAUGGUUAUUUUUCCAAACUAUGAAAGCAGUGUUGAGCGUGACAAUAUAAAAGAUCCAUUCAGUGAAGUAUCUAUGUUCAAGAAGAAUUAUGAUCAUCUCCCGAAAGAUACUUAUUUUGGCAUGUAUAAGGAAGCAACACGAGGAAAUCCUAAUUAUUUUCUCACUUAUGGUAAUGGAAAAUCUGCUGCACGAAUUCAAGAUCAUCUCCGUCCUAAUGGCGCACACAGAUGGCAUAACUAUGCAAAGAGCCCAAAUGAGAUCAAGUUGGAGGAGGCUGCAGUUCUGCACUAUACAUACACUAAAUUUUCAGAUUUGACAUCUAGACGUGAUCGCUGUGGAUGCAAGCCUACAAAAGAAGAUGUUAAAAGAUGUUUUAUGCUAGACUUUGACAGAGCAGCUUUUAUAAUUGCAUCAACUGCUAGUGAAGAGGAAAUGCUUCGCUGGUACAACGAGCGGGUCGUGUGGAAUGAUAAGCAGCUGAAUCUGAAGCUUAUGAGGAAAGGAGUGCUAACUCGCAUUUACACCCCUAUGGCUAUUGUUCAAGGUCUGCGGGAAUCUGGUGUCUUCACUUCGGUCAUUGCAGGUGGCCAAGCUGCUGUAAACGAGAAACUCUCACCGAAGAAAAUGGAUGCCCAGAGCCAAAAUAUCACUAGACCUGGAAACUUGCCAAUUGAUUUGAUCAGAUCUAGUGAUUCGAAAGCAUCCGCUAGAAAGAUAUUGCAAGCGGCUGAACUUGCCUUCAGGGAUACCGUUGUAUCUGCUGUCCCGCCAUUGUCGCCGCCCGGUCUGGACGAUGAACACAGGCAUCACAGUGAAUAAUGUCAGACAGAAAAAAUCUUUAGCUGGACGUAUAAGGUCCUAGAAAUGGUACUGACAUAUUGCAAAAAAGGGUGCUGACAAAAGGCUUCUUUUUGGCGAUCAAAGGGAUAUGCGGGCAACUUUGAUAGAAAGAUAGAUGGAUAUAUUGCUUUCUUGGGCACAAACCCAAUUUUCAGCGAUUUUGUACAUGGGGUUUACAGUUGUUAACAUGGAGUCUUACGAGAGGUAUCCCAGGACGGAAUUCUUUUCAAAGUUUUCCGGGGACAUGCUGUAACUGUACUGGAUGAUCCCUGCAGAUUGCAGAAUGAGAUUGAUUGAUAUGUCUAGUGCA
This is a messenger RNA of Setaria italica (foxtail millet), 1939 nucleotides long. RefSeq names its product glycosyltransferase-like At2g41451. The transcript has 10 exons. The record is from RefSeq and is a predicted model, not a curated record. The coding region runs from base 70 to 1608 and encodes 512 amino acids. NCBI's taxonomy places the organism in Eukaryota, Viridiplantae, Streptophyta, Magnoliopsida, Poales, Poaceae. Gene Ontology annotation, biological process: cellulose biosynthetic process; response to abscisic acid.